Camarhynchus parvulus is the source of this 4024-nucleotide messenger RNA. RefSeq names its product coiled-coil-helix-coiled-coil-helix domain containing 7 (gene CHCHD7). The coding region runs from base 163 to 417 and encodes 84 amino acids. The record is from RefSeq and is a predicted model, not a curated record. NCBI's taxonomy places the organism in Eukaryota, Metazoa, Chordata, Aves, Passeriformes, Thraupidae. The transcript has 5 exons.
GGGGGAGCCGCGGGGCCUGGAGCGGGGUAGGCUGCGCCCGUACUUAAGCGCGCUGCCCGAGCCGCUGACGUCUUUCGAAUUGGAGACGGGCUCCCCCGCUCCCGCCCCGGGCUCCAGCGGACACGGCCGGGGACGGAGCCAAGGGACGAGUGUCUGUCUAGAAUGUCCAGGCAUGCAAAAAAGCUUAGAGAUCACGAUAUAAAUCCAUGUCUAGCGGAAACAGAUGCCACUACAAAAUGUAUGAAUGACAACAACUAUAACAAGGAUAUGUGUACUGAUUACUUUUUGAAGUACAAAAACUGCAGAAAAUUCUGGCAUGGAAUUAUGAUGCAAAGGAAGAGAAAUGGUGUGAAACCAGAGAUGCCCUCAGCAGAAGAAAGAAAGACAAUCUUGGAAUCAAUGGGGAAGCCCUACUGACUAGAAAUCUGAAUUGAUUGACUUGUUGUCACUGUACAUAUGAAGACUUGGCAGCAGCAAGUUACCAUUUUAUGAACUGGAUUUUACAGUUGCCAUAUGUUGGAUUAAAAUAAGAUCUUAAAUUUUGAAAUGUGGGAGCUUUCUAGGAUAGAAUUUCCUGGGUUUGUUCCUACUUCCUGUCAUAGGAACCUGGCCUCUUUUAUUGGAAGAUACGGGUCUCAAUGCAACUUGUGUAGAAACUUUUGGAAGUAGAAACUACCUUGCUGUGAAAUGCUAAAUAUAAAAUCAAUGGGACUUGAAGAAAGCCUGUUUGAAAACAUGGGUUGGUGAGCAUUGCAGUGUUGUUCUAAGGCUGGAGCAAGUCGAGAAGCUGGUACAUGCAACAUAUUUCUUGCACUCAGCUGUUCUGCUCAAUAGUAUGGAUUUACCAUGUGUGAUUUUAUCACUAUUUUCACAUGUUGAAUUCUGUGUCCCCAGUUUAAAUAAGACUGUUCAUGAACUAAAAUCCUAAGUCCAACAAACCUGUUACUGGGUCUGCCACUGCACUUGCCAGUGACAGAAGAAGCUUGCAGUAAGUCAGAUCUGUGUGCUAGUUAGAAGAUCAGUGCUAGUUAGGAGGUUAGAGAGAUGGGUGAAGAUAAAACUGAGCUCCUCAGGUCUGAGCUGCAUAGUAAUUUCUCUGGAUAGUAAAUAGAUACUUUGGUGGCGGGCAGGCAGGGGGGACUUGCAGACAUGUAAACAGAUCCUCUGAGUGACAUGGCAGGUUUAACUAUAGCACAUCUAUCUAAGACUCUGGACAGCUGAAACCUGGGGUUUGGAAAUGCUUACUCAUACGAGAUUACAAAGCUCAGUUUAAACAGGUACUCUAAUCUUAAAUAAGGUUGAUUCUUUAGCUAAAUUGAACAACUAAUAAAUGUAAACAUGUUGCUGUCUAGUGGAAACAGUGUUUUUUACCUUUUAUCUUCUGGUGUCCUGGCUUAAAAGCUUGUAUCCCGUGAUAAAACAGAAAAACUACUGUCAUGAGCUCAGGUUCCAUGUGAAAUCCUUUAGUUCUUACUGAGAUCAACUUGGCAGAACUCUGGCUGACCUCAUGAAGGAUAGUGUAAAAGUGUUGUCUCUCUAUUUAGACUUUUUGGAAAGACUUCAUGGCUUUCUGUUUCUCCUGUCUGGCUUGUCUUGUUUCUUUCCACUGUAGGCCUAUUUCUUUGCUUGCUGUGAUUUUAGGCUGUUUCCUUGUUGUUUGAUCUGACUAGCAACUCCACAAAAUCUGCUUUUGCUCUUCCUUUCUGCUCUCUGUUUACAUCUGAGUUUUGAAAUUGAUUUAUCCUACCCUCUCUGUUGGAAUGAGUGUGUAACUCUAUGCCUUUUGAGUAUGCAGUACUCCAAGCAAAGCUGUACAGCCUUCAAACAUGUCACAAGUUCUCUUGUCGGUUCCUGGCAAGGAAAAUGUACUUUCUUCCAUCAAGACCAUAACAUUCUUUAUUUCAAAUUACUUUCUCUUCACCUAAAGUGCAAACUUUGACAUUUUCCUCUUUUUGUAGUUGGGGUUUUUUACUGUUGUCUCUAGUUGUUUGUUUUUUGGUGGGAGUUUUUUGGGGAUUUUUGUUUGGUUUUGUUUUGGGGGGUUUUUAUAAUUUGUUUUUGUUCCCCUGUGUGUGGAGCUGAAUAAACUUUCAUUCUAGAUUCAAGGGCUUGCUCUUUUCUGCCACAUCCUUGCUAUCUUUUAAUACCCUCCUACAUACCAGUCUUUCCUCAUUUUUUUGCCCAUUUGACACCAGUUCUUUUUUGACUUUAACAUUUUGGUCUCUUCUCAUUGCAGUUUUUUCUAGUACCUUUGUUUCAUCUCUGAUCUAAUGGUAUAGUCUUGCAGUGACUUUCUAAUACAGCUCCUUUUGAAGGUUGUGUGUUCUCUGUUCUCUUUAAUAGUGAGAAAACUUCUUGCUUUCAUUAAACUUAGCCAUAAUACUUCCUCAUUAACCAUGCCUCUCUUUGAUCUUCUUGUUCAUCUGCAAAUUUUGGGGAGCUGUUGUUCUCUUCCUUAGGGCUGUGUCUCUUCAGACUCUUCUGCCUUUGCUGCCUUUCUGGCUUUUUGCCUCCCUUGGUGUGUCUAAGGGCACCUUCUCUCCUACUUGGCACAGGUUUGUCAUUUGCCACCUCUGCUGUAUCUUGGGACAUGUUCUUUGCUCCUAUGGCUUUAACUACUAUUCUAGUGCUUGCUGUUUUUCUGUUGCUGUGCUCUUAAAUUCUAGACUUAUGUUAAAAUCUACAGUAUAUUUUAUGUGCAAGAAAAAAAUCAUCUUGUUCUUGAGGUGGAUAUGCCCAUUCUUCUUUGCAUAAGCUCAAGUUCCUUAAAAUUGCCUCAUUUAUCCUAGGAUUUCCUUUCAGGUCUCCUUUGCAUAUAGAAAUGCUCUUUCUCUUAGGUUAAUUGUUGCACUUAUAAGUUGCUUGUUUGUUUUUUUUUUCCCCGACAAUAUUUGCUCAGGAAGCUUCCACUAAUGUUAUUUCCUUUUAAAGGAUGACUGGCCUAUCUUUUGGCAUUGAUAGGUACCCUGUGCUGCUUUGUAAAGUGUUUGUAAAGAACUAGUACUGGUCUUCAAAAAAUCAGAGAAGAUGCAUCACUGCUUUCAGGUGUCAGUGCCAGAAUGUGGGAUCACAGGAUGGGCUAAGGCACAUGUAAUGCAGGAACAGUAGUCUAACAUCAGAUUUCUAAUCAUCAGUGGAUGUUCAUGUGCAAGGCCUUGUCUGGCUCAGAGUCUUCUGCUACCACAAUUGGGAUGAGUCUGUGCUCUUGGAGAUCUUCAAAGGAAGUUCACAGAAUUGCAGAGUAUGCUGAUUUGGAAAAGACCCACAAGGAUCAUUGAAUCCAAGUUGUCUAGCUCUAGAGUCCUGAAAAUUUCUUUGGAUUUAGCUGAAGCGUUUGAAAGGCAAGGAGUUGAAUCAACUGCUGCUCCAAGUCUCUUUCAUGAUCUUGUAAUGGAACUUUUGCACUCAGGUGAUGAAAAACAUGUACAUAGAUGAGCUUUUGGUAAAACUUUUGCAGAACAGAUAAGAUGAAUUUAGAGUACAAAACAUUAUGCUGCUCUAAUGCAUUUGGAGACAGCCCUUAACUCAUGUUAAAAGUAUCUGCAUCUUUAAAGUCAGUCUUCCAAAAUAGCCAUGAAAGAAGUAAUUAUUGUGUGGGAAAACACCAUUGCAAGCUUUUGUUUUCUUGGAAGAAUCUCAGGCAACUGGAAGAAAUAGUUCUGUAAGUAUUAAAGUAGUAAAAAGUAAAUCAAGCUGGCUACUCCAGAAUAUUUUAAUUUUUAUUGCAACCUAUUUGAUAUGAAGGAGAAAAAUGGAAGUACUGCAUUUAUAUUAACUAAAUGCAGUGGAUCAUUUAAUUGCUUUAUGAUAUAUAUGAUACCAUAUGUAGUAACUCAAACCAUCGGAUUGUGAGUAAGUAAUUUUUCUGUUCUUCAGGCUUCUACCUUGAUGACUCCUAUCUCAAAAUCCUUUUUUGGAAGAAUGGUUCUGAAGAUCCUCAAUCAUUACUUGCUCUUAAAAGUCCCACUACCCUUGAGCUGUGUCUUUACCUGUUUUACUUCAAUAAACUGCUAUGCACUGCAAA